Periophthalmus magnuspinnatus is the source of this 4339-nucleotide messenger RNA. RefSeq names its product ATP-binding cassette, sub-family B (MDR/TAP), member 11a (gene abcb11a). The coding region runs from base 1 to 3921 and encodes 1306 amino acids. Gene Ontology annotation, molecular function: ATP binding; ATP hydrolysis activity; ABC-type transporter activity. Gene Ontology annotation, biological process: transmembrane transport. The transcript has 27 exons. The record is from RefSeq and is a predicted model, not a curated record. NCBI's taxonomy places the organism in Eukaryota, Metazoa, Chordata, Actinopteri, Gobiiformes, Gobiidae. Gene Ontology annotation, cellular component: membrane.
AUGAAGAAAAAAUAUAAUCUGAGUACCCAAAAUAACGACAAGAAAGCGAACAACAAGAACAAAAAUGAAGACAAAAAAGACAAUCUCAGCGUUGGAUUUUUUCAGCUAUUCCGCUUUGCCACCUGUAAAGACGUAGCGAUGAUGGUAGUUGGCGGUGUGUGCGCUCUGGUCCAUGGAGCCGCGGCCCCUCUCAUGCUGCUGGUUUAUGGGAUGAUGACCAACACAUUUGUGGCCUACGAACUCGAGAUGCAGGAACUCAAAGACCCAAACAAAACAUGCAGCGACAACCUCAUACACUGGACAAACGGGACAGUAAUCAUCACUGCAGACAACAGAACUAUGUCUUGUGGGGUGGACAUUCAGUCAGAGUUGACGAUGUUUGCGUAUUACUACGUAGGAAUUGGUGCUGCUGUCCUGCUUCUUAGUUAUAUUCAAAUUCUCUUCUGGGUAUCAGCAGCAGCCAGGCAAGUUAAGAAAAUCCGUAUGGAUUAUUUCCGCAAAGUGAUGAGAAUGGAGAUCGGCUGGUUUGACUGUAACUCAGUUGGAGAACUCAACACAAGAAUAUCAGAUGAUAUCAACAAGAUCAACAAUGCCAUCGCAGACCAGGUUUCUAUCUUUAUUGAGAGGAUUUCCACAUUCGUCUUUGGCUUCAUGGUGGGCUUUAUCGGAGGGUGGAAGCUGACCUUGGUGGUGAUAGCAGUGAGCCCUCUCAUUGGUAUAGGAGCUGCACUCAUGGCUAUGGCUGUAUCAAGGUUAACUGGUUGGGAGCUAUCGGCUUACGCUAAAGCUGGAGCUGUGGCUGAUGAAGUACUGUCUGGGAUCAGGACUGUUGCUGCGUUUGGUGGAGAAAAGAAAGAAACAGAUAGAUAUGAUCAUAACCUGGAGGAGGCCCAGACUUGGGGAGUGAAAAAAGGGAGCAUCAUCGGAGUGUUUCAGGGCUAUAUGUGGUUCAUCAUUUUCAUGUGUUAUGGUCUGGCCUUCUGGUAUGGUUCCCAGCUCGUCCUAGAUACUCAGGAGAUGACCCCUGGUACCCUCAUUCAGGUUUUCUUUGGUGUUUUGAUGGGAGCAAUAAACCUGGGACAGGCCUCCCCAUGUCUUGAGGCAUUUGCCUCUGGUCGGGCAGCUGCCAAGACUAUCUUUGACACAAUAGGCAGGGAACCACUAAUUGACUGUUUUUCUGAAGACGGCCACAAGUUAGACAAGGUUAAAGGGGAUAUUGAGUUCCAGGAUGUUACAUUCUACUACCCAUCUCGACCAGACGUGAAGAUUUUGAAUAAACUGAACAUGGAAGUCAAGGCUGGAGAGACUACAGCUUUUGUUGGACCCAGUGGAAUGGGGAAAAGCACGACCAUCCAACUAAUCCAAAGAUUUUAUGAUCCACAUGAAGGAAAGGUAACUCUUGAUGGGCAUGAUAUCCGCAGUCUGAACAUCCAGUGGCUGCGCUCGCUCAUUGGCAUAGUGGAGCAGGAGCCUGUUCUGUUUGGCACCACCAUCGCUGAGAAUAUCCGCUACGGUCGACUGGGGGUUUCUAUGGACGACAUCAUUCAUGCAGCAAAAGAAGCCAAUGCCUAUCACUUUAUCAUGGACUUACCACAGAAAUUUGACACUUUAGUUGGCGAAGGAGGGGGGCAGAUGAGCGGAGGGCAGAAACAGAGAAUCGCCAUCGCUCGAGCUUUGAUCCGAAAUCCUAAAAUCCUCCUGCUGGACAUGGCAACCUCUGCUCUGGACAAUGAGAGUGAGGCUGUGGUACAAGAGGCACUGGAUAAAGUACGUCAGGGGAGAACCACCAUAUCCGUCGCUCACAGACUGUCCACUAUUCGAAAUGCAGACGUGAUCAUUGGGUUUGACCACGGCGAGGCGGUGGAGAGGGGCACUCACUCUGAACUGAUGGAGAAAAAAGGAGUCUAUUUUACACUGGUGACGCUACAGAACCAAAGUACAACCAGCAAAAGUAACGAGGCACUCACAGAAUCUUCUAAAGAGGACUAUGAUCAAAGGCAACGGACACAGAGCCAACUUAGCUACAAAUCCAGCCUGAGGGGUUCUGUCCGACUUCGAUCUCACAGCCUUAGGUCAAAUAAUUAUGUCCCAGAUGCAGUAUCAGGAAGUCUUCAAAUUGUUCCUCGCGAAGAGAAAGAAGACUUAGAGGAGGAGGAGCCAGUGGAAUCGGCACCUGUGACCCGCAUCCUGAAGUACAACCAGCCGGAGUGGCCCUACAUGGUGCUGGGCUCACUUGGAGCAGCUGUCAACGGAUCCGUCAACCCCAUCUAUGCAGUCCUCUUCAGCCAGAUCCUGGGGACAUUUGCCAUCCCAGACCCUGUUGAACAGAGGAGACAGAUCAACGGAGUGUGUGUGGUGUUUUGUAUUGUAGCCGUCGUCAGCUUCUUCUCACAGUUUUUACAGGGUUAUGCAUUUGCCAAGUCUGGAGAGCUGCUGACCCGUCGGCUGAGGAGACUUGGUUUCCAGGCCAUGCUGAGGCAGGAGGUGGGCUGGUUUGAUGACCCCAUGAACAGCCCCGGAGCUCUGACCACCAGACUGGCCACAGACGCCUCCAUGGUGCAAGGGGCCACGGGCUCUCAGAUUGGCAUGAUAGUCAACUCCCUGACCAGUAUCGGCGUGUCCUUCAUCAUUGCCUUUUACUUCAGCUGGAAGCUCUCCCUGGUCAUCGUGUGCUUCCUGCCUCUCCUGGGACUGUCCGGGCUCUUUCAGUCUAAAAUGUUGACUGGCUUUGCUAAUGAAGACAAAAAGGCCAUGGAGGCAGCCGGCCAAGUGUCCAGUGAAGCUCUGUCUAACAUCCGGACCAUCGCGGGCCUGGCCAAAGAGAACUCAUUUGUAGAGACCUACGAGCAUCUGCUGGAGCCUCCCUUUAAAUCCGCCAUGAAGAAGGCCCACAUCUACGGCAUGUGUUUCGGCUUCUCCCAGUGUGUCAUUUUCAUGGCCUAUGCGGCGUCUUACUCGUUUGGAGGUUACCUGGUCAGCACAGAAGGACUGCCAUACACUUAUGUUUUCCGGGUUAUAAGUGCAAUUGUGAUCAGUGGCACCGCGCUGGGCAGAGCCUCCUCCUUCACUCCAGACUACGCCAAAGCCAAGAUAGCAGCCGCUCAGCUUUUCAAACUACUGGACCGUGUGCCCAAGAUCAGCAUCAAACACACGGACGGACAGACAUGGGAUGAUUUCAGGGGCGAAAUCAAUUUCCUUGACUGUAAGUUCACAUACCCAACGCGCCCGGACACCCAAGUUCUGAAAGGGCUGACGGUGGCGGUGAAGCCUGGGGAGACUCUGGCCUUUGUGGGGAGCAGCGGCUGUGGGAAGAGCACCAGUGUUCAGCUGCUAGAACGCUUCUAUGACCCUGAUCAAGGCAAAGUGUGGAUAGAUGGUCGGCCGUCCCAGAGCAUCAGCGUGCCUUUCCUCCGCUCUCAGAUGGGUAUCGUGUCCCAGGAGCCUGUGCUGUUUGACUGUAGCAUCAUAGAGAACAUCCAGUACGGAGACAACACUCGCAGCAUCAGCCUGGAGGAGGUCAUAGAGGCCUCCAAGAAGGCCUUCCUCCACGACUUUGUUAUGACUCUACCUGAGAAAUAUGACACUCAAGUUGGUGCUCAGGGCUCUCAGCUCUCCAGAGGACAGAAGCAGAGGAUUGCCAUCGCCCGAGCCAUUGUCCGAAACCCCAAGAUCCUCCUGCUGGAUGAAGCUACUUCUGCGCUGGACACCGAGAGCGAACAGACUGUGCAGACGGCUCUAGACGAGGCAAGAAAAGGCCGGACGUGUAUUGUGAUCGCACACAGAUUGUCAACCAUCCAGAAUGCAGACAUCAUUGCAGUCAUGUCCCAGGGAGCCAUCAUAGAGCAGGGUACACAUGACACACUGAUGGCCAAGAGGGGCGCCUACUACAAACUGGUCACUACUGGGGCCACUGUCAGCUAGGCAGUGUAAUGUGUAGUGAAUAGUGUGUCACAUGUCAAACUCCAAGGGACAAUGUUAUUUAUGUUUACUGUUUUUGUAUUUAAAAUGAUUUGAUUGUAUUUUUAGCAAAACAUAACUGGUCUUUAAGGCAUUCCUUUCCAUUUUUCGUUUGAACCCCACGUCAAGCACAUAACCCGGACUGCAUUCUUUCACCUCAAAAACAUAGCCCGUCUCCGCCCAUCACUCACCUUCUCUGCCGCUGAAACUCUCAUCCACGCAUUCAUUACAUCCAGAAUCGACUACUGCAAUAGCAUCCUCUACGGUACACCAUCCAAAACCCUCAACAGACUACAGUACAUUCAGAACUCCGCUGCCCGCCUCCUCACCCACACCCGCUCACAUGAACACAUCACUCCUGUCCUCCACAAGCUCCACUGGC